GUGUAAUGCUUGACUGCAAGCAUCUUUAAAUACUUCAACUAUGAAGCUCUUCGCGUAUUGCCUCACACUGAAUGCUAGUGGUUUGAGGAAAGCCUUUCCCUACCGAGUCUCAGAAUUAUUUAACCUUAAAAAAUUUUUUAAAAGUAAAGAUGUGGUGUCUGCUACAAAAAAUUCAUCCCAAAAUUAUCCGGCAGUUCCGACUGUUAAACCUUAUUCAUACCGCUUAUUUUUAGGAGGUUUGCAGGGUGUUGCCUUUAGAAAGCGUUCAAAGCUCUUAAUAUUUAGUGUAUGGUCCGUUUUUACCCUCCUUGGUGCAGUUGCGUCUUGCGCGUAUGAUGAUGCUCCGGAAAGAGUAUUAUCGUACUUUCGUAGUGCUGAGACCUUUUGGACGCGCUUAUUCUGCCAAAACGAAAUUGAUUUAGGCUACAUCCUUGAGGCGGCCGUUAGAAUUAUUACGUUUUCGGAUGACGUCAAAGAACAUGUCGUUCACUAUCCAGGCGUUAUAGAAAGAAUGCUUGCGAUAAUAGAUAACGAGAGCUUAGCCUUAGAGGUUAGAGAAAAGGCCUGUGUUUGCAUCAACGAAUGCUCUCGAUGCGAUAAACUUACAAGGAUCCUCGGUGAGCGCGGAGUCCACUUGCGCCUACUGGAAAUUGCCUUCCACACGGACUCUCUUCUACUCCGGCAGCUGCUUAGCCAGAGCCUCUGUCACUUUGCAGAGAUUGAGCACUUGCGGAAGGACUUGGCUUUAAACGGAGCUAUCACGUUUUUGGAAGCUUGUUACAGCAGUUAUUCGAUAGGAAGAUGGUCACACAGAGAGGCGCUAAUGAAGAUUUGUUAUACCUUCUCUCAGGCUCAUAAGGUUGACUUGUCGUCUCUUCAGAGUCCGCGUGAAAAAGAUCUUGUUAAUAAAUACGCAACUGAAAUGGAGUUGGAUCUUACGCGGCCCUACUACGAUCUAAGAAAGAAGAUCAGAAAAUCGGGUAUAAUGCUCUACUUUCACACUGGUGGUGGGGGACUGGUUUGGGGGGCAUUCGAGGGGUGGGCACUCGGCAAUUCAGUCCCACACGUCCUCAAGUAUGCCGUUCGAAACGCCGUAGUUUCGAGCUUGCUCCCCAUUUACUUUGUUGGCGCGACUGUCUAUAUUUACAGUUACCUGCGGAAAAGGUGCGAAACGGCGGUAGACUUGUUUAAGCUAAACUUUGGCACAGGAUUGUGCUUGUUUCCUUGGUUGUACUUACUGCCCAAAGUCGAACGGUAUGCGCCGUACUGGAUUGGUGGGCAUAUCCUUGGCUUCCUCUCGUUCUUUACAUUUUUGGUUUUGAGCGGAUCGGAUAUACUAACAAACUCGUAUACGCUAAAACUUCGAGACUUGAGGAUGCCUAAGAGCUUAAGCUUGGAAAAGGGCUAAUAGAAAAAGAA
This is a messenger RNA of Zophobas morio, 1419 nucleotides long. RefSeq lists its product as uncharacterized. NCBI's taxonomy places the organism in Eukaryota, Metazoa, Arthropoda, Insecta, Coleoptera, Tenebrionidae. The transcript is spliced from 18 exons. The record is from RefSeq and is a predicted model, not a curated record. Bases 41 to 1408 code for a protein of 455 amino acids.